CCCUUACUAAGCUGUGUGUGUCUUCAAAGGGAAGCAUCGGAGUGACAGCCGGUACCAUCUCCACAGAGGCUGAGUCGCUGGAGCUGUGCUAGGGCAGGGGGGGAAAGCUGAGCCAGGCUCAGCCUUGCAUCCACCCAUAGGGUCUACCAAACCCCACAAGAAGAUGGGAGCCUGGGCGUUGGAGUCACCUCCUGGGCAGCCUACAAGGUGAGAGGCCUUGAGGAGCAUGGGACAGGUGAUGGGGAUCCCGGAGCCAGAGGCUCCAUUUCCGCUCUCCCUCUAGCAACCCCAGUGAAGCCUGAACGUUCAGAUGGCCAACGGCUCGGGGCUCAGCGUCACGGAACUCGCGGGCUCGGUGGGGUUUAUCCUGGCGGUUCUCGUAGAGGUGGGGGCCGUGCUGGGCAACGGCACUCUGCUCGUGGUGGUGCUGCGCACGCCGGACCUUCAAGAUGCCUUCUACUUGGCGCACUUGUGCGUCGUGGACCUGCUGGCGGCUGCCUCCAUCAUGCCUCUGGGCCUGCUGGCCGCGCCACCCGGGCUGGGCAGUGUGCCCCUGGACCCCUCGUCGUGCCGGGCGGCGCGCUUCCUCUCGGCGGCUCUGCUCCCCGCGUGCACGCUCGGCGUGGCCGCUCUCGGCCUGGCGCGCUACCGCCUCAUAGUGCAUCCGCUGCGGCCAGGCGCGCGCCCGGCGCCCGCGCUCGUGCUCACCGCGGUGUGGUCCGCGGCCGCGCUCCUGGGCGCGCUCUCCUUGCUCGGGCCACCGCCCGCGCCACCUCCGGCCCCGGCUCGCUGCUCCGUCCUGGCCGGGGGGCUCGGGCCCUUCCGGCCGCUCUGGGCGAUGCUAGCCUUCGCGCUGCCCGCCCUCCUGCUGCUGGCCGCCUACGGUAGCAUCUUCCUGGUGGCGCGGCGCGCCGCUCUCCGGCCUCCACGCGGGACCCGGCCCCGCUCCGACUCUCUAGACAGUCGCCUCUCCUUCUUGCCUCCCCUCCGGCCACGUCUGCCCGGGGGCAAGGCGGCCCUGGCCCCAGCCCUGGCCGUGGGCCAGUUUGCAGCCUGCUGGCUGCCUUAUGGCUGCGCGUGCUUGGCGCCCGCGGCGCGCGCCGCAGCGGCGGAGGCUGCUGUCACCUGGGUAGCCUACUCCGCCUUCGCCGCUCACCCCUUUCUCUAUGGCCUGCUGCAGCGCCCGGUGCGCCUGGCGCUGGGCCGCCUCACCCGCCGAGCGCUGCCUCAGACCCCGAAAGCCUGCACAUCGCAAGCCUGGGACCUGCAGACACUCCUUCGGCGCCUCCAGGGACUCCGCAAGGACCCUGUCCUAGGCCCUUCUGAGGCACCAGAACAGACCAGAGAAUUGGCAAGACAGAGCCAGACAGAGUGUGUCAGAGGCCACCUGAGAGAUUUCUCCUGAGUUGGGGAAAGGAGGGUGAGAUUGGAGGGCACACCCACCCCCUAGGUUGUGACAGGUACUCUGCACGGACUGCUGGCACUGAAAUGGCAGCCGGGGUGGUACUUAGCCUGGUGAGGUUUUCUCAGGAACCUGAUUCUGGGCGGAACACUAGCUGUGUGAUCUUGAACUCAAUCCUACCUUUCCAGGGGCCUCAGUGUUCUCAUCUGUGUGCUGUACCAUCAUCUCCUAAGGACCCCUUCAGUGUAGUAGGCUUUUUAAACUCAUGAAUACUCCCUGAUCCAGAGAGGAGAAAGGCAGGCAUGGUCAAAGAAAUGAGGGUCCUAAGAACUCACAGCCAGAAGGAUGAGUCAAGCGGGACAGGAUCUGGGUUACACCACAGCAGGAGGAACCGGUGGAGAAGCGUACUGCGUUCCCUGCUAUCUGUAGCAUGGAGAAGCUGGACAGUUCGACUCAAACUCAUCACCCAAGCUGCUCAGAAAACCUCCGGAUUGGUUUGGUGCUAAAGGCAGGAGAUUGAACACAGGACCCCCAAAGGGCCCUUCGGUUUCACCCCAGAACUGACACGAGGAAGGGACUGUGGGUCAACUAGGGACUGUGGAUUCAGACUGGGGUUCUUUGGGGUUUCAGUUUCACCCCUUCCCUGGAAGUUUUGU
This is a messenger RNA of Mus pahari (shrew mouse), 2058 nucleotides long. It is a transcript of the gene Gpr62, whose product is annotated as G protein-coupled receptor 62. Gene Ontology annotation, molecular function: G protein-coupled receptor activity. Gene Ontology annotation, cellular component: endosome; signaling receptor complex; plasma membrane. Bases 311 to 1405 code for a protein of 364 amino acids. Lineage: Eukaryota; Metazoa; Chordata; Mammalia; Rodentia; Muridae. The record is from RefSeq and is a predicted model, not a curated record. The transcript has a single exon. Gene Ontology annotation, biological process: G protein-coupled receptor signaling pathway.